Messenger RNA from Paramecium sonneborni, 354 nucleotides. Lineage: Eukaryota; Ciliophora; Oligohymenophorea; Peniculida; Parameciidae. The record is from the annotation of a GenBank genome assembly.
AUGUUAAUGAACAUAAUAAAAACUUUUCGGUUUUCGUAAUUCAAAAUAAAAAUUGACCACAUAUAACAUCAUAAAUAUGGUCCAUUAUAAGUUAUCGAUUUUAAAUUGUUGAAUAUUCAUUAAAAAACUUCUUUAAAAGAUAUCUACUAUUCAUAUAUGAGCAUAUAAAAUUGUAUGAGAUGUAAUAAUAAGAAGAAAAGAUGGAAUAAGUAAAAAGAGCCUAUAUAAGGAUUUUGUCAAAAAGAUUAAAAAAUUUAGAUGUAAUGGCUGAAGAGGAAUCAAAAGAUGUAAGAUUUCUAAUUGAUAAUAAUUUUGGAUUUCCUUUUGUUGAAGGUUUUAGAAGAUCAGAAAUGA